GAGAGGGCGGCUCCGCCCCUCCCUCCCCCGCCGGAGCGCUGGGCCGGGAUCGAAGACUAACCUGCCCCAGCCCAGGGCCAGCCCAGUCGCUGCCGCCCGCCUACAAAGCCACAGGCAGGUGCAGGCGCAGCCGCUGCGCGAACGGGCAGAGCGGAGCCUUUAGGGCGCGCGCCAUCCGUGUGUCUGUCCGUCGCUCCAUCAAUCCGGGCGUCAGCUCGUCGGCGCACCGCCGCUCCCGCCCAGGCCCCAGCGGCCCCGGCCCCUCGUCGUCCCGCACCCGGAGCCGCCCUCCAGUGACGGCUUUGGCGCGGCAGCCAUGUCCAUGGGCCUGGAGAUCGCGGGCACCUCGCUGGCCGUGCUGGGCUGGCUGGGCACCAUCGUGUGCUGCGCGCUGCCCAUGUGGCGCGUGACGGCCUUCAUCGGCAGCAGCAUCAUCACGGCGCAGAUCACCUGGGAGGGCCUGUGGAUGAACUGCGUGGUGCAGAGCACGGGCCAGAUGCAGUGCAAGGUGUACGACUCGCUGCUGGCGCUGCCGCAGGACCUGCAGGCGGCCCGCGCCCUCAUCGUCGUCGCCAUCCUGCUGGCCGCCUUCGGGCUCCUUGUGGCGCUCGUGGGUGCCCAGUGCACCAACUGUGUGCAGGACGACACGGCCAAGGCCAAGAUCACCAUCGUGGCGGGCGUGCUCUUCCUGCUGGCCGCCUUGCUCACCCUGGUGCCGGUGUCCUGGUCGGCCAACACCAUCAUCCGGGACUUCUACAACCCCUUGGUGCCAGAUGCACAGAAGCGCGAGAUGGGCUCCGCUCUGUACGCGGGCUGGGCGGCCGCGGCGCUGCAACUGCUGGGGGGCGCGCUGCUCUGCUGCUCGUGCCCGCCGCGCGAGAAGAAAUACACGUCUGCCAAGAUCUUCUACUCGGCGCCGCGCUCCACCGGCCCGGGCACCGGCACCGGCACAGCCUACGACCGCAAGGACUACGUCUGAGUGAGCAGCCGCGGGGAGCCUCCACCACUCCCACGAGCUGGCGCGCCCCAGUCCUGCGUGCGGCCUUGCAUCGGAGACCAGCCCACCCAGAUGCCAGGCAACUCUCUCGCUGGACUGGGAGGGGACCUCCCGGCGCCCCCUUCCCCAGCUGCCACCCCUCCUCGGGCCCGGGAGCGGGAUUGCGGAGCCCAGGGGCCAGCCAGCAUGGACCAUGAAACCUUGCCCCUCUGGAGCGAGGAGCUGGGGUGACUGCCUCUACUUGUUCGCCCCGUCGGGCUGCGGCCUGACAGCCCUCGUUGAGCAGGGACCCGCAGUCUUGAAAAGGGCCACUUGAUAUUUUUCAAUAAAAACCUUUUGUUUUGCA
Molecule: messenger RNA, 1343 nt
Organism: Eubalaena glacialis (North Atlantic right whale)
Lineage: Eukaryota; Metazoa; Chordata; Mammalia; Artiodactyla; Balaenidae
Gene: CLDN3
Product: claudin 3
Exons: 1
Coding region: 317-979 (220 amino acids)
Biological process (GO): bicellular tight junction assembly; cell adhesion
Cellular component (GO): bicellular tight junction; plasma membrane
Molecular function (GO): structural molecule activity
Source: RefSeq, a predicted model, not a curated record